This is a messenger RNA of Plectropomus leopardus (leopard coralgrouper), 574 nucleotides long. The record is from RefSeq and is a predicted model, not a curated record. Lineage: Eukaryota; Metazoa; Chordata; Actinopteri; Perciformes; Serranidae.
CGUUUCCUGCUUCCUGUGUUGUUUCAGUUUCCGGAGGAGCUGCAGAGACUCACCUCGAACCUGCGGACCGUCGAUCUGUCCGGUAACAAGAUCGAGGUUCUUCCCGCCGCCAUCGGAAACUUCCUGCAGCUCAAGAGUUUAACGCUCAACGCCAACAGACUGACCAGUGUUCCCAGUGAGAUCGGGAAGCUGAAGAAGCUGGAGACUCUGAGUCUGAAUGGGAACCGGAUCCAGCAGCUGCCCCCCGGUCUGGGCGAGCUCAAAGCCCUGCGGACCCUCAGCCUGUCCGGGAACCAGAUCUCUGAGUUCCCCUCUGGACUGGGAGCCCUGAGGCACCUGGACCUGCUGGACCUGUCCCGAAACCAGAUCCACAACGUCCCCGCUGCCGUGUCAGAGCUGCAGGCCAUUGAGAUCAACCUCAACCAGAACCAGGUAUAAACACAGAACCAGAACCAGGUAUAGACACAGAACCAGGUACAGAUACAGAACCAGAUCCAGGUAGAUGUAUCCAGAUGCAGAUCAGCAGCGAGACUCAACCUGCUUUAUUUUGAAAAUAACAGGAAGCACAGCAGCU